AUGCGUUCCGCCGUCAUUCUUCUCACCUUGGCGACCGCGUCGCUGGGUCUCAACAUUGCCAAGGAGCGCCGACAGGACGAUCUAGCCUCCAUCCUGGCCGCCCUGGAGCAGACCUCUCCCGAGGAUGCAGCAGCGGCCAAGACCAGCAGCAGCUCUACAAAGAGACAAGAUGACUUGGCGUCGAUUCUGGCCGCUCUCGAGCAGUCGUCGCCAGAGGACGCCGCCGCGGCCAAGAGCGCCUCCUCCUCCUCCCAGGCCGACAAGCGCCAGGACGACCUCACCUCCAUCAUUGCCGCGCUCCAGGAAACAAGCCCCGAGGAUGCUGCUGCGGCUUCAAGCGGCAAAGAAUCAUCAUCCGAGAAGCGACAGGAUGACCUUGCUUCUAUCCUCGCUGCACUAGAGCAGACGUCUCCAGACGAUGCCGCUGCCGCCAAGUCUAACAGCAGCAAGUCGCAAAAGCGCAACGACAUUGGCGACAUCUUGGAUGCCCUGGGUGAGACCAGCCCCGAUGAUGCUGCGGCUGCUGAUGCCGGUAUCCCCGAGUAG
Pestalotiopsis fici W106-1 is the source of this 546-nucleotide messenger RNA. RefSeq lists its product as uncharacterized. The record is from RefSeq and is a predicted model, not a curated record. The transcript is spliced from 2 exons. NCBI's taxonomy places the organism in Eukaryota, Fungi, Ascomycota, Sordariomycetes, Amphisphaeriales, Sporocadaceae. Bases 1 to 546 code for a protein of 181 amino acids.